AUGUCCGAUAAUGUAGGCCUGUCCACGCCACGAGGCAGCGGCACCUCCGGCUACGUACAGCGCAACCUCGCGCACAUCCGGGCGCGCGACUCCGCAGCGCCUUAUCCCAAGGACUACGACAGCUUGCGCCACAAGCAGCGGCAGCCGGACAAGGGCAUCCUAGAGCAUGACCGCAAGCGCGAGGUCGAGGUCAAGGUGUUCGAGCUGCGCGAUGAGCUAGAGGACGAAGGCGUGGACGAGGACGAGAUUGACAAGCGCUGCGACGAGCUAAGGCAAAAGUUGCUUAAGGAGCAGGAGAAGGAUAGCAGGAGAGGCGCCCCGCCGCGGAAGGGCUUCAAGAUGCACCAGGUCCACGAGCUGGCUGAUGCCAAGAUCAAAGAAAGUGAGAAGUUACGGCAGGCACUCAAGAUCAGCAAGGAUUACGAGGAGGGCAGCCACUGGAAGCGGCAGGAAGAGAGGAUGAAGAAAUCACUGGAAAAGGAGACGGCAAAAGGCGAGGAAUGA
Molecule: messenger RNA, 504 nt
Organism: Phaeoacremonium minimum UCRPA7
Lineage: Eukaryota; Fungi; Ascomycota; Sordariomycetes; Togniniales; Togniniaceae
Product: putative pre-mrna-splicing factor cwc21 protein
Exons: 2
Coding region: 1-504 (167 amino acids)
Source: RefSeq, a predicted model, not a curated record